AUGGAUUCUACUAAACGUGACAUAAGUUCAGCAAUGGCUCCUACUGGAGCUAUGGAUGUACAAUUUAUCGAGAAUUCAUCUUCACAAACCGAUGGUUCGGUGGACAGGACAAAUAAAUAUCAGGAAACGACCGAUGUAAAAAUGUGCAAGCUCUCUGAUCAGUUUAUGGAUCAACGAAAUGGUUCAAACAUAUCAAAUUUGAACGAUGUCUUGAUUUUGAAUGCCGCAGUAAACAGUUUUCUUUGGGCCAACGCAGCUGCCGGGACGGAUGGAGCAAAUGCCUUUGUUACUCCGGAAAUGCUUGCAUCUCUCUCAGCUGCUGGUUUAUCACCUUCUUUAGGCGUUCCAUGCUCUUCUACUCUUACGGACAAUUCAUUACAUCUGAAAACAUCUUUCGAUCUUGCUAAACCUGUUGCGCCUGAAGUGAUAUCAGAACCGGCGGAAUUUGUGGUUAUUGGUAAAACGCUCUCUUCACCACGUGAAACGUUAAAACCGCUUGUACCACUAUCACCUACUUCAGCAAGCGAAUCUAUGUUACCUGCAUGUGGAACUCUGCUAUUAAAUCACUCAACUGAAUCGGUAACCAAAACGUCACCAUCUUGUACCAACGAUGGUAUGUAA
This is a messenger RNA of Acanthocheilonema viteae, 621 nucleotides long. The record is from the annotation of a GenBank genome assembly. NCBI's taxonomy places the organism in Eukaryota, Metazoa, Nematoda, Chromadorea, Rhabditida, Onchocercidae.